Schistocerca cancellata (South American locust) is the source of this 3534-nucleotide messenger RNA. RefSeq names its product glucose dehydrogenase [FAD, quinone]-like. The transcript has 7 exons. Lineage: Eukaryota; Metazoa; Arthropoda; Insecta; Orthoptera; Acrididae. The coding region runs from base 92 to 1963 and encodes 623 amino acids. Gene Ontology annotation, molecular function: oxidoreductase activity, acting on CH-OH group of donors; flavin adenine dinucleotide binding. The record is from RefSeq and is a predicted model, not a curated record.
CGUCACCACCAGCUGACGUCGCUGCCAUGGUCCUGCUAGCAGCAGUGUAGACUGAUAGACUGCAGUCCUAAGUUGCAGAAUCAUCUGCAGGAUGAGUUCGGUGACGGCGUCCCUGCCGACGCUGCUGUCUUCGGCGGCGUCCACCGUCUCGUGGUUCUUCCCGGCGCUGGUGGCCGCCAUCGCCUACUUCAACUACGACCUGCUGGACCCCGAGUCGCGGCCCAUCGAGAUGCAGCCCGACAUGCUGCUCGACUCCUACGACUUCAUCAUAGUCGGCGCCGGGUCCGCGGGAGCGGUCCUGGCGAACCGGCUGAGCGAGGUGGACGACUGGACGGUGCUGCUGGUGGAGGCGGGCGGCGACGAGACGGAGAUCUCCGACGUGCCGGUGCUGGCCGCCUACCUGCAGCUCAGCAAGCUGGACUGGCAGUACAAGACGGAGCCCCAGGGCACCGCCUGCCUCGGGAUGAGGAACGGGCGGUGCAACUGGCCGCGCGGCAAGGUGCUGGGCGGCUCGAGCGUGCUCAACUACAUGCUGUACGUGCGCGGCAACCACCACGACUACGACGCGUGGGAGGCGGCGGGCAACCCGGGCUGGGGCAGCCGCGACGUGCUGCACUACUUCAAGAAGUCGGAGGACCAGCGCAACCCGUACCUGGCGCGCUCGCCCUACCACGGCACGGGCGGCUACCUCACCGUGCAGGAGGCGCCCUGGCACACGCCGCUCGCCGCCGCCUUCGUCGAGGCGGGCGUCGAGAUGGGCUACCACAACCGCGACAUCAACGGCGAGUUCCAGACCGGCUUCAUGGUGGCACAGGGAACCACACGUAGAGGAUCCCGUUGCAGCACAUCCAAGGCCUUCCUGAGACCCGCGCGCCUGCGGCCCAACCUGCACGUACUCACCUACUCACAGGUGACGCGCGUGCUGAUCGACCCGCGCAAGAAGCGCGCCACGGGCGUCCAGUACGUGCGCGACGGCGAGGGCCGGCGCCUGCGGUCGGCGGUGGCGCGGCGCGAGGUGGUGCUGUCGGCGGGCAGCAUCGGCUCGCCGCAGCUGCUGAUGCUGUCCGGCGUGGGGCCGGCCGCGCACCUCCGCGAGCACGGCAUCCCCGUCCUGCAGGACCUACAGGUGGGCGAGAACAUGCAGGAUCACAUCGGCCUGGGCGGACUGACGUUUCUGAUAGACAAGCCAGUCUCCAUGGUGCAGAGCCGCUACGAGAACCUGCCGUCGGUGCUGCAGUACGCCAUCUUCGGCGACGGCCCGCUCACCGUGCUGGGCGGCGUUGAGGGCCUCGCCUUCGUCAACAGCAAGUACGCCAACUCGUCCAUCGACUGGCCCGACAUCGAGUUCCACUUCGUGUCGGGCUCGACCAACUCGGACGGUGGCAGGCAGAUCUGGCGGGCGCACGGGAUCACGGACCGCUUCUACGAGCGCGUCUUCCGGCCGAUCGACAACAAGGACGCGUGGAGCGUGAUCCCCGUGCUGCUGCGGCCACGCAGCCGAGGCGUCAUCAAACUGCGCAGCCGCAACCCGUUCGACUACCCGCUUAUCUACCCCAACUACUUCACCGACCCGCAAGACAUCAAGGUGCUCGUCGAGGGGGUCAAGAUCGGAGUUGCGCUGUCCAGGACGCGUGCCUUCCGCCGCUUCAACAGCCGCCUGCACGAGAUCCCGACGCCCGGCUGCGAGUCCGUGCCACGAUUCACCGACGCCUACUGGGAGUGCCUGAUACGCCACUACUCGGUGACCAUCUACCACCCGAUCGGCACUUGCAAGAUGGGCCCCGCGUGGGACCCCGGAGCUGUCGUGGACCCCCAGUUGCGAGUGUACGGCAUUCAGGGCUUGCGGGUCAUUGACGCUUCCAUCAUGCCGUCCAUGGUCAAUGGAAAUACCAACGCGCCAGUCAUCAUGGUGGCCGAGAAAGGCGCGGAUCUGAUCAAACAAUUCUGGCUCCGAAAAAAUUGAACCUGAAUUGGCUUCUGAGGAUGACUAACCUGUCAUUUCCUCGGAAAUAUCCACUACUCUCGAAGCGUUCAGUCGACGCUGAGGCCUGUGUGCACUUAAAGACAGCAACAGUUACACUACUACAGUUUAAUGUAGGUCGGUGUUUACAUCCUUGUUUAUUAUAGGUGAAUGAACAUUAGGCCGUGGUCUAAGACACUUUUCUGUGCCUAAUUUUUCCUCUCCUAAUGCUGGAGACAUCCUCAGAGGCUAUGAAUAUUUUGAGAGUUGAUUCUACAACUCAAGGACUUAAGUUACACAAGUUGUGAUCGUGAGUGCUAAAUACAGCAAACUGCACCAACUUUUUCGCAGCACAAGCUCCUUAAAACACAUCCGCUAGACUCCGCAAUUUGUGGCUAAGUCAGAUGACAUCAAGGCCCAAUCACUACGUGGCUACGCAUAAACAGUUCGGCUUACCGGGGUUGUUUGAGUGUGAAAAUCAACUAAUAAAUUCUUUAUAGCCUCUGAGAAUGCCUCCGGUAGAAACAAAAACAUGCGUAAUGUCUAUACAACUAAAAUAACCAAAGAUACUACUACAGUUAUCUCAAUUUUCUCCAGAGAUAGGGACUCUCUAUAUGUUCAAAGUCAUAUCUACAUUUUUUGACCCACUAACGAAUGCCUUUUAACAUAGUCCACAGCUGAACUUAAGCAGGAACUUACUUAUCUGACAGGUAAAGUCUUUGCCGCCAUAACUGCACUCUCUGUUUUACCCCCUCUGCUCCCGUCGUGGAAAUCCGGUUCGGUCGAAGACCUGCGUCCUAUGCCCGCAAUACCGAAGUACAGAGUAUCUGUUGAAUUGUUUCAUUCUAAUUUCUGCCGAAAAUCUAUACAACGCCGUGUGUGUGAACAAUCGUUGCUACCAAUUGACAUUAGUUAUUGCAGAUAUAAUGUCUUGGGCAGUUUCAGCGACCAUCAAUUGACAAAGUAUUUCAUUUAAAAGACAGUUCAGCAAGCUUUACUUGCUCCACUUUAUUUAUAAAGUCCCCAUACAUUUUUGUCGACAGCAAAGACAGCCAGGCGUACACCUCGUAUCGUCGAGUUUGCGCCUGUAGGUAGAAUAUAAUACUUUUUAUUUGGCAGUGCCUCAAUGUACUAAGUUACAGACUAAACACUAUUUUGUACAUAUUUAUUCCAUCAUCCCAAAGUCAGAGGAUAACUUGAAAUUAAUGACUGCGUUUUAAAGAAAGUACUUAAGACUAGGUGCUCUUUAAGCAACUAAGUAAAUAUAACGGUACAAAAGGUAGAGGAUGUAAAGUGGAGAAUGACUAAAAUCUUGCCAGAGUUGUAGGCUGAUAAAACAUCAUAGUUAUCCGACACACAGAACAUACCUCGAGAUAUACCUUUCUCGCGUUUUUUUACAAACCUGCCAUCCAUGACCCUUCUGUGAUAAUCUUGAUAUUAACACUUUUUCGUUAUUACUUCGCGUAACUGAGGUGUCUUACACUAGGCGUUUCUGAUCAUGAUGUAAUACGCGCGUUUACAGUUACGCAUUUAAACAUUUCUUAAUAAAUAGUGACGUACAAUCAUAAAUCAUA